Talaromyces amestolkiae is the source of this 2367-nucleotide messenger RNA. RefSeq lists its product as uncharacterized. Gene Ontology annotation, molecular function: protein kinase activity; ATP binding. The coding region runs from base 1 to 2367 and encodes 788 amino acids. NCBI's taxonomy places the organism in Eukaryota, Fungi, Ascomycota, Eurotiomycetes, Eurotiales, Trichocomaceae. Gene Ontology annotation, biological process: protein phosphorylation; tRNA export from nucleus. The record is from RefSeq and is a predicted model, not a curated record. Gene Ontology annotation, cellular component: cytoplasm. The transcript has 9 exons.
AUGGACUUCCUCAAGUCUGCCGUUGCCUCGGCGAUCUCGAAAGGAAGCUCUCUUCCCUUUUCCCUCGGGGACCGUGUCGAUUCAAACGAGUCGUUAUGGACACUACACAAUGCGACCAAGCGGGAUGACGGCUCCAAUUGCAGCGUUUUUACCUUUGACGUCAACGCAAACAAAUCCCGCCUUCCCCUCGCCAAAAAUGCGAUGCGCAAGUUCCGGACAUUGAGACAUCCCGGCGUAAUACGAGUUCUGGAUACGAUCGAAACGGAAUCGCAUAUCUAUAUUGUUACUGAAAGAGUGACGCCUCUUUCCUGGGCGGUGAAGCGCAAGAGCAUUACGGAAGAGACAGCGAAAUGGGGUCUAUAUACUGUAGCUUCGACACUCAAGUUCAUCAACGCAGACGCUUCCUCCGUACACGGCGCUAUCCGAGUAUCUUCUAUAUACACAAGUGAAAGUGGGGAGUGGAGGUUAGGAGGAUUCGAUAUUUUGAGUUCCAUGAACGACGAUGAUGCAGUCAUCUAUACAUACGGCAGUCUGGUACCUGAUUCUGCACGCUACGCGCCACCCGAGAUCAACAAAGGAGGAUGGGAAAUCAUCAAGCGGAACCCGCUGGCUGCAGUAGACUCAUAUGGAUUGGGUAUUUUAGUAUUUGAAGUCUUCAAUGGCAGCUUUACAGGCCCCGAUCAGGUCGGAAAGACGACCAAUAUACCGCCGAGCAUGCACCAGAGCUAUCGAAGAUUAAGCGCUGCCAACCCUAAGUUGCGACUGAGUGCUGCCAAUUUUGUUGACCAAGGUAAAAAGAUCGGUGGUUUCUUUGAAACGCCUCUGAUUCGAUUAACCGACGAUAUUGAAAGUUUGGGAUUGAAGAAUGAUGAGGAACGGGAAGAGUUCCUCAAUGAACUCGAUUCCAUAUCUGAAGACUUCCCCGAAGACUUCUUCAAGAUGAAGAUACUGCCUGAACUCUUGAAAUCGGUAGAGUUUGGUGGUGGUGGUCCCAAAGCCCUCACUGCCGUCGUUAAAAUAGGAACUAAACUCACGGAUGAUGAAUAUUCGUCCCGAUUGACUCCAGUCAUCGUUCGAUUGUUUGCAAAUCCCGACCGGGCUAUCAGGGUUAGCUUGCUGGAUAAUCUUCCCUUGAUGAUUGAUCGUCUACCACAGAAGCUUGUCACUGACAAGAUCUUUCCACAAAUGACUUCUGGAUUCACGGAUGUUGCACCCGUUGUUCGAGAACAAACUGUCAAGGCAGUCUUGACGGUGAUUGGAAAGCUGUCUGAUAGAGUAAUUAACGGAGAGUUACUUCGGUUUUUGGCUCGUACUGCAAAUGAUGAGCAACCUGGUAUCCGAACAAACACGACGAUUUGUUUGGGAAAGAUUGCAAAGAACCUUUCGCCGGGUACCAGAUCAAAGGUGCUGGUAGCGGCAUUCUCGCGCUCAGUGCGCGAUCCUUUCGUGCACGCACGAAAUGCAGGAUUACUGGCUUUUGGAGCAACGAUAGAAUCGUUUUCAGAAGACGACUGCGCAAGUAAAAUCAUGCCAGCGUUGUGUCCUGCAUUACUUGAUAAAGAAAAGCUUGUUCGAGACCAGGCGAACAAAACCCUCGAUUUAUAUCUACAACGUGUGCGGAAACAUGGCAGUACCAUGGCUGACACAGUAUUACCACCACCGAAUGCUGUUGACCCGGCUGCACAGAACAAUCCUAAUGCCGCGCGAAUUGGGACUUCUAAUGAUACUUCAUGGGCCGGAUGGGCCAUCUCUUCAUUCACCAACAAACUAACCGCCGCGAAGGGCGAAAUAGAGCCUACGAGCGCCAAUAACGCACCUGCCGUUACUGAAUUAGCUCGACCUUCUUCCGUACCCCAACCUACAACGACUCCUAUGGCCGGACCCGUGAAAACAGCUUCAAGGUUACAGGUCGAGGCCCCUGCAUUAGUACGAGCUGCUUCAGACACAGCUGCGCAAACAGCAAUAGACACCCUAGAACCAUUAGACGAUGACGACUGGGGCGCCGACGCCUGGGACCAAGGCGACGAGGACGCAACAAAAGCCGAUGAAGAUCAAUUUUUCGAUGCUGGCAGCAGUCCAGCUCCAACAUCUCCAGCUACUACUUCAACGUCGGCAGUGCCCUACGAUGACGGCGGCGAACCGGAUUUUGCAGGUUGGCUGGCAGCACAGUCGAAAGCAAAGACUAAGAAACCGUUGCCGAAGGGAUUGAAUAGUAACAAGACAAGUGCAGCAAAACAGACACUCCCCGUUCGUUCGGCGCCUGUUUCGCGGUCCGCCUCGUCACGGCCAGCUGCUAAACCUGCAAAGAUUAUUGAUACGAAGCCUAAAGAUGAAGGUGAAGAAGAUGGUUGGGGAGAUGCGUGGUAA